Molecule: messenger RNA, 8841 nt
Organism: Paramuricea clavata
Lineage: Eukaryota; Metazoa; Cnidaria; Anthozoa; Malacalcyonacea; Plexauridae
Source: the annotation of a GenBank genome assembly
CUUUUGUAAACAAAAACAACAGAUUGAGCGAUCGAACAAAAUAUGUAAAUAUUGGGCAUUUUUAAAAACAAAAUCACCGGUUUUUGUGGGUUUUUAUGAAACGAUCUUUCUAAAAAACAAUCUAACAUGCUGAGAACUGUAUUUAGGACAGCUGCUUGCAUUCUGAAUGUUGGAAAAGGGCAAAGUAUCGCGCAUUUUAGUACGAAGUCAGCACCAUCCCGCAUGCAGGCAUGGUGCUUAUAUCACUAUGGUGAAAACAAUAUACCAAUUUUGGACGAUGUGGACGUUCAAACCUCUUUAAAACCUAACGAAGUUUUAGUGCAAGUCAAAGCAGCUUCGUUGAAUCCGAUCGAUGCCUUGAUGACAGAGGGAUUCGGCUCUGUUCUGCUUAAAAGUUUGAAGAAGUUUAAUAAAUCAGAGUUGGCGGAGUUUCCAGUGAUCCUGGGGCGAGAUUUUUCUGGCGUGGUGGUCAAGAGAGGUGCACAGGCGACCAGAGUCAGAGAGGGUGAUGAGGUACGUUGAGGCAUAGGGAGUGUGAUAACUGUACAAUAUCCCACCACACCAAACUCCACUUUGUUAUGCACCAGUCAAAGUAAAUCCCCCCUCCCCCAACAGGGGAGGGGUGCAGGGGAGGGGUGGGGGAUUUAGCGGGGACAAGUUGUUGACGAGUUGUUGGAACAGCGUUGCUACAAUUUGUUAACAAGCUUGCUACAAGCCUGUUGAGAACACAUCUUCUUGACAAGUUGUUGGAACAGCAUUGUCACAACUUGUUAACAAGCUUGCUACACACGUAAAAACGCACAAGUUGUAACAAGUCAGCACUCUGCAAACAAGUUGUUAUACGUCUGUUCACAAGCUGUCCAACAAGUUCUGCUCUCACUGCUUGUUCCCAGUUUGUUGUAACAAGUUUGAAACAAGCUGUUAACAACUUGUAACAACCUUGAUGGCAUUAUCAGCCUUGUUACAAGAUUGUGCUAACAAGUUUGUUACAGCCAUGAUAUAACAAGGAUGUUACAAGGUUGUCAACACAAGGUCGUAACAAUCUUACAUCAAGCAUGUCACAGACUUGUCAGAACAACCUUGCAACAAGUCUGAUAAUUUCGACAAGGUUGUUACAAGUUGUCAACAAGUUGUUCCAAACCUGUUGCCAACUUGUGACAAGCAGUGCAAAUACAUCUCGCUAACAGCUUGUGAACAAACUUGUAACAAGCCUGUUGAAGAGACAUCUUGUUGACAAGUUGUUGGAACAGCAUUGUCACAACUUGUUAUCAAGUUUGCUACAAACCUAUUGAAAAUACAUAUUGUUGACAAGUUGUUAGAACAGCAUUGUUACAACUUGUUAAUUAACAGGUUUGCUACAAGCCUGUUGAGGGAUAAUCUUGUUGACAAGUUGUUGGAACAGCAUUGUCACAACUUGUUAACAAGCUUGCUACAAGCCUGUUGAGAACACAAUCUUGUUGACAAGUUGUUGGCACAGCAUUGUCACAACUUGUUAUCAAGCUUGCUACAAGUCUGUUGAUGAGACAUCUUGUUGACAAGUUGUUGGAACAGCAUUGUCACAACUUGAUAACAAGCUUCCUACAAGCCUGUUGAGGAGACAUCUUGUUGACAAGUGGUUGAAACAGCAUUGUCACAACUUGUUAACAAGCUUGCUACAAGCCUGUUGAGGAGACAUCUUGUUGACAAGUUGUUGGAACAGCAUUGUCACAACUUGUUAACAAGCUUGCUACAAGCCUGUUGAAGAGGCAUCUUGUUGGCAAGUUGUUGGAACAGCGUUGUCACAACUUGUUAACAAGCUUGCUACAAGCCUGCUGAGGAGAUAUCUUGUUGACAAGUUGUUGGAACAGCAUUGUCACAACUUGUUAACAAGCUUGCUACAAGCCUGUUGAGGAGACAUCUUGUUGACAAGUUGUUGGAACAGCAUUGACACAACUUGUUAACAAGCUUGCUACAAGCCUGUUGAGGAGACAUCUUGUUGACAAAUUGUUGGAACAGCAUUAUCACAACUUGUUAACAAGCUUGCUAUACAAGCCUGUUGAGGAGACAUCUUGUUAACAAGUUGUUGGAACAGCAUUGUCACAACUUGUUAACAAGCUUGCUACAAGCCUGUUGAGGAGACAUCUUGUUGACAAGUUGUUGGAACAGCAUUGUCACAACUUGUUAACAAGCUUGCUACAAGCCUGUUGAGGAGACAUCUUGUUGACAAAUUGUUGGAACAGUAUUGUCACAACUUGUUAACAAGCUUGCUAUACAAGCCUGUUGAGGAGACAUCUUGUUGACAAGUUGUUGGAACAGCAUUGUCACAACUUGUUAACAAGCUUGCUACAAGCCUGUUGAGGAGACAUCUUGUUGACAAGUUGUUGGAACAGUAUUGUCACAACUUGUUAACAAACUUGCUACAAGCCUGUUGAGGAGACAUCUUGUUGACAAGCUGUUGGAACAGCAUUGUCACAACUUGUUAACAAGCUUGCUACAGCCUGUUGAGGGACAGCUUGUUGAUAAGUUAUUGGAACAGCAUUGUAAAAACUUGUUAACAAGUUUUCUACAAACCUGUUGCAGAUACAUCUUGUUGAUAAGUUAUUGGAACUGCAUUGUCACAAUGCUACAAGCCUGUUGAGGAGACAUCUUGUUAACAAGUUGUUGGAACAGCAUUAUCUGAACUUGUUAAUUAUCAAGCUUGCUACAAACUUGUUGCGAAAAAUCUUGUUGACAAGUUGUUGGAACAGCAUUGUCACAACUUGUUAACAAGCUUGCUACAAGCCUGUUGAGAACACAUCUUCUUGACAAGUUGUUGGCACAGCAUUGUCACAACUUGUUAUCAAGCUUGCUACAAGUCUGUUGAUGAGACAUCUUGUUGACAAGUUGUUGGAACAGCAUUGUCGCAACUUGUUAACAAGCUUGCUACAAGCCUGUUGAGGAGACAUCUUGUUGACAAGUUGUUGGAACAGUAUUGUCACAACUUGUUAACAAGCUUGCUACAAGCCUGUUGAGGAGACAUCUUGUUGACAAGUUGUUGGAACAGCAUUGUCACAACUUGUUAACAAGCUUGCUACAAGACUGUUGAGGAGACAUCUUGUUGACAAGUUGUUGGAACAGCAUUGUCACAACUUGUUAACAAGCUUGCUACAAGACUGUUGAGGAGACAUCUUGUUGACAAGUUGUUGGAACAGCAUUGUCACAACUUGUUAACAAGCUUGCUACAAGCCUGUUGAGGAGACAUCUUGUUGACAAGUUGUUGGAACAGUAUUGUCACAACUUGUUAACAAGCUUGCUAUACAAGCCUGUUGAGGAGACAUCUUGUUGACAAGUUGUUGGAACAGUAUUGUCACAACUUGUUAACAAGCUUGCUACAAGCCUGUUGAAGAGACAUCUUGUUGGCAAGUUGUUGGAACAGCGUUGUCACAACUUGUUAACAAGCUUGCUACAAGCCUGUUGAGGAGAUAUCUUGUUGACAAGUUGUUGGAACAGCAUUGUCACAACUUGUUAACAAGCUUGUUACAAGCCUGUUGAGGAGACAUCUUGUUGACAAGUUGUUGGAACAGCACUGUCACAACUUGUUAACAAGCUUGGUACAAGCCUGUUUAGGAGACAUCUUGUUGACAAGUUGUUGGAACAGCGUUGUUCACAACUUGUUAACAAGCUUGCUACAAGCCUGUUGAAGAGACAUCUUGUUGGCAAGUUGUUGGAACAGCAUUGACACAACUUGUUAACAAGCUUGCUACAAGCCUGUUGAGGAGACAUCUUGUUGACAAAUUGUUGGAACAGCAUUGUCACAACUUGUUAACAAGCUUGCUACAAGCCUGUUGAGGAGACAUCUUGUUGACAAGUUGUUGGAACAGCAUUGUCACAACUUGUUAACAAGCUUGCUACAGCCUGUUGAGGGACAGCUUGUUGAUAAAUUAUUGGAACAGCAUUGUAAAAACUUGUUAACAAGUUUGCUACAAACCUGUUGCAGAUACAUCUUGUUGAUAAGUUAUUGGAACUGCAUUGUCACAAUGCUACAAGCCUGUUGAGGAGACAUCUUGUUAACAAGUUGUUGGAACAGCAUUAUCUGAACUUGUUAAUUAUCAAGCUUGCUACAAACUUGUUGCGAAAAAUCUUGUUGACAAGUUGUUUGGAACAGCAUUGUCACAACUUGUUAACAAGUUUGCUACAAACCUGUUGAGGGGACAUCUUGUUGACAACUUGUUGGAACAGCAUUGUCACAACUUCGUAAUGAACUAGAAGCCUGUUGACGGGACAUCUUGUUGGCAAGUUGUUGGAACAGCAUUGUCACAAUUUUCAUGUCCAACUUGCUCUGAGGGCAAGUGGUCAAAAAAGUAGAGUUACACCACUGUUGUCACACAAAUAUCAUUGUAACAAAAAAGAGAAUGAAGAAUAUAUAAAACGAUCUUGUAUUCCCACUUGAAAUGAUCAGAUUUGUUUACUAGGUUUGGGGAACACCUGCCGUUUGGAGACAUGGUGCUUUUGCUCAAUAUUGUUGUGUUGGACAAGAUGAGGUAACAAAAAUUUUGAGUUGUCCUAAACUUUUUUGGAAAAUGAAAGUUAUUCUACAUGGAGUAAUAGACAACUUGCAUGUUAGACGAAUUUUUUAUCUAGGCAAGAAAAAGUAAAUUCCCGUAAAGAACUUAGUAAAAUUAGUAAAAUUGCAAAAUUUGGUUACGAAAUAUUGUAAAAUACGGAAAAUAUAGCCUUGCGAGGUUUGCAUAUUUUGUAUAUGUUUGUAUUACGUGCGGAAAUUGUUACCAUUUUUGAGCCGAAAAUGGUAACAAUUUCCGCACGAAAUACAAACGGAUACAAAUUUGCAACACUAUAUUUUCCAAACUUUACAACAUUUCACAACCCAAUUUUGCAAUUUUACUAAUUUUAUCAGUUAUGUUCUUUUUAGCUGUGGUGUUUGAUUCCCUUCUUUUUACUUAGAUUGAAAUUUAGUCUAACAUGCCAGUUGUCCAUUCCCUUACAAAAAAGUCUUAUAUAAGCCUGGCCUACAGGCUCCUAUAGGUUGCUAUUGGAAACCAAUAGGUUUUUAUAGACAUUUGGAACAUUUUCUGUAUAGGGAUAUCUAUAGAAAUCUGUAGGUGCCUAUAUGUUUCUAUAGGGAAUUGGAAAAUUUCCUGUAGGCGCUGGUAGGCCACCUAUUAAACUUUUUUAAUAAGGGAAAUUAAUUUCUUUUUUGCCUUGUCCUAUUUUAGUUGGCACUGAAGCCUAAAAAGUUGAAUCAUAUUGAAGCAGCUUCACUUGCUUACGUUCACCUCACAAUGUGGUCAGCAUUAUGUGACUCUGGUGGCUUGACUGAAGAAAAUGCUAAAAACAAGAGGUGCAUAUUAAUAUAACUAGUAUGCGAAUGUCUGAAAAAUAUUUUUAAAAUUGUUUGACUUGUUUGUUUACGGCAACAAUUUUAUAAUUGCAGAGUUUUCAUUGUCGGAGGUAGCGGGGGUGUUGGUAACAUUGGAAUUCAGGUUUGUACAUAGAUAAUGGUUGUUUGACAGUCCAUGUUUGGUCAUGCGGUCAGGGGCCGCCCAUCUAGAUCAACGACAAGCCAGUUCACCAUCCAGUGUUGCUUGGCGUGCCAAUCAGGCCAAAUAAUUAAAAUACCUGGGUUUUCCGACCCUUAUAAUAUGUACCUGGCAAUUUUGGUCACUCAAAUCACCGACCAUAAUCGUUUUAUCUGAAGUUUGCAAAGAGCCUGGAGCAAUUUUUCAUACCCGGUUCGUGGCGUUAGUUUUGUGCCAGCUAAUUAUAAAGUAACCUGUUUGUUUCAAAGUUGAUAUAACGAAUGUUUCCAUGAUGUGCCAUGCAUCUGUGCUGGCAGGGUAUGCUAUCAAGCUACUUUACACUGUAUUUUGCAAAUAUUUCGUUGCAGGUCAUGAAAGAGUGGGGAGCGCAUGUUACGACCUCCUGUAGUACAGACGCGGUUGAAUUAGUAAAGAGACUGGGCGCUGAUGACGUCAUCGAUUACAAAAGCGAAGAUGUUGCCAAAAGAAUAAAGAGUGAGCCUAGGUAUGAUGUCAUACUCGAUUCGGUUGGUGGACAACUAGAAUAUUUCACAAACAAUGCGGGGAGGUCGUGCAGCAAAUCUACCUAUGUGACAUUGAUGCCUCCGAUGUUGGAUAUCAUCGAUGAAUCUGGCCUCGCUCUUGGUUCUUUAAGAUCUGCUGGAACGUUCUUUGCUAUGGCAUUAAGACAGGUGAGUUUGUAUAGAAUCGAGGUAAUGGUGUCUUUCACACGUAAAAAUCUCACAACUUGUCAACAAUGUGUUCGAAACAGCCUUGUAGCAAGCUUGUCAACAAGUUGUAACAAUGCUGUUAUUUUAUCAACUUGCUGCAAGGUUGUCACUCACAACUUGUUGACAAGUUGUUGAAUAGUACGACGAUAACAAGUUGUUGGAAGAACUUGUAGCAAGUCUGUUGAGCUCAACAACCUUGUAGCAAAUUGCCAACAAGGCGUUUACAACUUGUCAACAAACUGGGAACAAGCAGUGGGAACACAUCCUCAGGGUGCGAUAAUUCGCGUACCAACGUACCGGAGGUACGCCAAACUUAUGGUCUGGUACUUCUUUGUUUUUAGACAAGUACCACAUAGGUACGCGGAAAUUUGCUAUUCGCGUACUUACAUUUUCCUUCUAGCAAUAACUAGCAAAUCUGCCAAAGUAUUCCGUGAAGAACUUUAGCUGUACAUGUAAAUUCCGUGAAGAACUUUAGCUGUACAUGUAAAUUCCACGCAUCCGACAUAUUUUGGGAUGAAAAAGCCAAAAGGUUAUCUUUGCCCUUGAUCAAAAAAUUUAUCGUCAUCGUCCGACUGGAAAAAAAUCGCUCCGGUGAGCGAUUUUAAAAUCGUUAUCGUCAAAUGCCGAUAAUUUUAUCGUUUUCGUUGCAGUGUAGACACCAACAUAAUUUUAUUGACCAAUCAUCGCGUGUUUACAAGUUAUCGUAUCGUUAUCGUUGUGUGGGGUGUCCUGGGCUUAAUUGUCAAUGCUAUAGCAAGGCCUAAAAAAAUACCUGUGGUUCCGGUUCCCGACCGACCCUAUUUUUUUCUGCUCACCCUAUUAUUUUUUUCAACAAGAUUGACCGUGCGACCCUAUUUUCUCCGGGUGGUUGCGGGCUGCUCGCACAGCGUGCCAAAAUGGCGUCUGUUGUCACAAUAUCAUGUCGGGACUUUACCGGAAAAUCGCCCAGCAAAAAAACGCCAAAACCAUGAAAAAAUAUUCAAAAAAUUUUUUAUUUCCGACCUAGCUACCCUAAUUUUUUCGCGAUAUGAAACCGGAACCACAGGUUUUUUUAGGUCCAAUGAGGAAAACUACACUGUAUGUAGCUAAGGUCAGACUGUUACCACCCUCAGCUCGCCCUCGGUAAAUCCACUGUAAAUAAGCGAUGGCAUUCGAGUCACACCGUCGACGCUUUGAAAACUGUUAUAUUAUGUUGUACAUGCAAAUACCAUAAUUAAAGAUUCAUUUAUACAAAAUUGCCCAUACAUUUUUUGCUUUUGGACCAGUAAACUAUACGUAGGUAUAAAAAACGCAUGACUCGGAAGUAGUCUUAGGUACGUCUUUAAGUUUGUACCAGAUCAGGUACGCGGCAAAAGUUGUCGGAGUACCAGUCAGGUACGGCUAAAAAUAUUGAAUUAUCGCACCCUGCAUCCUGUUGACAAGUUGUUGGAACAGCAUUGCUACAAGUCUGCUGAAGGCUUAUCACAACGUGUACGUUUUUACGUGUGUAGGAAUGUGUGCUUCCAGAUUAACUCUACGAUCAAGUACGACAUUGUAAUGACUUAUAAUUAUCUCAAUCCUUAGCGUCUCAAUUCAAAUAUCGACUACAAGUGGGGUUACUUUCGACCAAACAGUGUUGCCCUCAACUAUCUAGAAAGUCUAGUGAGCAAGGACAAGGUAAGAUAAAAAAAAUAUAAGUAAAAUAAUGCACCAAAUAUUGUCAGGUAAAGCUGGUUUCACGAUGGGCGUGUAAAACAACAUUAACAAAAGAUUUUAUUUUAAAUUAAUUUCCAAAUUGCCUUCAUAAUUUUAAAGAGGCCGUUCUGCUCAUGCACGUGUUUUGUUUUCAUUUUUUGUUUCAAACAAUAGAUAAUUUCUCUUUAAUUUUACCACUAAAUAUUGAAAUUUACCGCCAUUUUUGGGUACAGAUCGAAUGAAUAAUAGACACCUUAAGAUUCGCUCAAAUGCGGUUCGCCGUCUCUGAUUACGACGAAAGUCCAGUUUCCAAACUCAAGCCGUAAAGUUUAUAAAUUAAUUUUUAGGUUGUUCCAGUACUCGACAGUGUAUAUCCAUUCUCUGAUUUACCGAAAGCUAUUGAGAGACUUAACCAAGGACAUUUGCGUGGAAAAAUUGUUGUGAACUUCCAAGCGCCGUCAUGAAAAGUAAGAAAGACGUCUUCUUGCAAGAGAAUGGCUUGCAGGAAUCUUUUAAACAAGGCUGACAUUAAAAAUUCCAGAAUAUUAAAGACAGUUGAAAAGGACGCUUCUCGUACAGUGUGAUUCCGUGGUCUUGAACAUUUCAUUAGUGAGAUUUGUUUUUAUUUUUUAUAUCUGUAUAUAUGGAAUCUGUACAAGUCUGAUGCUCAGAUUAAAUAAAAAAUAAUUAUACUAAUUAGCCUGUAAUUGUGCUGGUAUUUCAGGAAUAGGGACAGUUGAGGCAACUCCCAAUGGACCAUUCCCCAAUUAACCAAAAUUUUCAUCUCAACAAGUCUAGACAAAAUUCCAUCAUAGCAUGAAAGAGCAUCACAAAAUUGGUAAUAUUCCAAAGUUUCGUUGCGAAAUGUUGUAAAAUGCGGAUAAUAUAGCCUUGCGAAGUUUGUAAUUUUCAGUCAUUUUGUAUUACGCACAGAAGUGGUA